GUGGCAGUAUAUUAUAUGUAGCCAAAAUCUCUUUACUAACCUUAUCUCUCUCUUUUUAAUCAAUUUCUAUAUAUAUAGGCCGUACGUGAUACACGACACGACAGGUCAUGAUCAUUUUCAUUUUUAGUCACCAUUUUUUUUUCCUUUUUUGUGAUAGAGACAAAGAGGAGUAAAUGAAUUAUUUGGCAUUUCAUGAACCACAGCCAAAUCGAUCCCCAGCCAUAUACAUUUUAAAAUUAUUUUUGAAUGCAUUGCUCAAUUGUGCUAACUCAUCUUUUUUCCUUUGAUAUAUACGCACUCUAUAUAUAUAUAAUGUACAUACAUCUACAUAUAUACUAUAUAGCUACUUAUAAUAAUAAUAUCAAUAAUGUCUAUUUUUGUUCUUUUACUACUCUUUUUUCUUUCACUCCAAUGGUUUUUUAUUUCUGGUUCCCCCACCACACAUGAUCAGAUUCCCAAGCAUUAUGUGAUAUAUAUGGGAGCACCAAAAACAUUAUCACCAAAUGUAAGCAAAGAAGAUGCUAAAGUUGCUGAUGAAUUAGCUCAUUUGCAGUUACUCUCCUCCAUCAUCCCAAGGGAAGAGAAGGAAAGAAUAUCUCUAAUCCACCAAUACCACCAUGCGAUUAGAGGAUUCUCUGCCAUGCUUACCGAUAAUGAAGCUUCCAUUUUAUCAAGUCAUAGUGAAGUGGUAUCGGUCAUUGAGGAUGAAAUUGUUCAACCACAAACAACACGUUCAUGGGAUUUUUUAGAAGCAGGAAUGGAGUCAAAAUGGGGUUUGGAAAAGACUGUCACCAGUAACAUGAUUAUUGGGGUAAUAGACUCAGGGAUUUGGCCGGAGGCUGAAAGUUUUAGUGACAAAGGAAUUGGGCCAAUACCUUCAAAAUGGAAGGGAGGUUGUAUGACGGCAUCAGAUUUCACCUCCUCCAACUGUAACAGGAAAUUGAUAGGUGCAAAAUACUACCUUCCUCCAUCGGCAAACAAGGAAAGGUCACCAAGGGAUUCAACUGGGCAUGGAACACACGUGGCCUCCAUUGCAGCUGGUUCAGUAGUUCCUAAAGCUUCAGAAAUGGGUUUAGGCAGUGGGAGUGCGAGAGGUGGUGCACCAUCAGCAAGGAUUGCCAGCUAUAAGGUGUGUUAUGGUGGUGGUUGUUCAAAUGCAGAUGCAUUAAAAGCCAUUGAUGAUGCAAUCAAUGAUGGAGUUGACAUAAUCUCUAUCUCAACUGCCUACAAUUCUAAACUCGCCAACACCUACUUGAAAGAUCAAACUGCCAUCGGUGCUUUUCAUGCUGAGCAAAAUGGUGUCUUGGUCGUUCUUUCCGCCGGUAACAUCGGCCCCGAUCCGUACACAGUUAGCCACACUGCACCCUGGAUGUUUAGUGUCGGAGCUUCCUCCAUUGAUAGAGAUUUCAGGUCUAUAAUUCAUCUUGGAAAUGGGAAAACUCUCAAUGCAAUUGGCAUUAAUCAUUCACAACUUUCACGAUCAGUUAUAUAUCCAGUUGUAAUUGGAAAGGAGGUAGCUAUUAAUCCUUCGGUUGUAUCAACAGCAGAAAAGUGCUACAGAGGAUCUUUAGACAUAAAGAAAGUGGCUGGAAGUAUUGUGGUUUGUCUUGAUGGUGGGGAUGCUACACGUUUAGACUUUGAGCCUUUAAGAGCAAGCAAAGGAAUAAUAAUGUAUACGGAAAAAACUAUACCCAUUUCUACACAAACUUUCCCAUGGGUACUACUAAACAAUAUUGCAGAGUAUGACAUUCUUAUAAACUACAUCCACUCUACCGCGAAUCCAAAAGCAACAAUUUAUCCAACAGAAGAAGUUCCAAAAUUGUAUAAACCUGCACCAGUGGUGGCUAACUUUUCAGCGAGAGGUCCUGGACAAUUUACAGAAAACAUUCUAAAGCCCGAUAUAAUGGCUCCUGGAGUGGCAAUUUUAGCUGCUGCUAUGAACACAUCAACGUUCAAGUUUGAUUCUGGAACCUCUAUGGCUUGUCCACAUGUAUCUGGAGCUGCUGCUUUCAUCAAGUCUGUUCACCCUACAUGGACUCCUUCUAUGAUCAAAUCAGCACUUAUGACAACCGCAAGUGCGUACGACAACACAGGGAAACCAUUAAAAAAUGAACGAAACCUAAUGGCAACUCCUCACGAGAUUGGAUCUGGAGAAUUAAACCAUAUGAAAGCUCUAGACCCAGGGCUUGUCUUUGAAACAACCACACAAGACAAUUUCAAUUUCCUCUGUUACUACGGUUAUACAGAGGACAAAAUAAAAUCCGUAAUUAAGGACGCAAACUUGCAAUGCCCCAAAAACUCAAAACCAGAACUCAUCACAGAUAUUAAUUACCCAUCCAUCUCUAUUGGAAAUCUAAAACGACAGCAAUCAACUCCUACAGUCGUCAAAAGGACUGUGACCAAUGUGGGACCCUCCACCUCAACAUACACUGCUCGAGUCAAUUCACCGAAAGGCUUAGUUGUAAAGGUUAAUCCUGAUAAGAUUGUGUUCAGCAACAAUUUGAACAAGGCUUCCUUUCAGGUGUCGUUUGAUGGCAAAGGGGCUGCUGUUGGAUAUAAUUUUGGAGAUAUUACUUGGUCCGAUGGUCUUAAUCAUUCUGUGCGUGUUGUGUAUGCUGUCAAAGUAGUAUAAUUUUACUUGUUAAAGGAAUAAAAUAAGUAAAAUUAUAUCAUAUAUAUAUAUAUAUGUGAAUAAUAGUAAUAUAUCUUAAUCUUAUGUAAUAAUAAAUUAAUGUAAACAAUUUAUGCAUGUCAUGUCAGGUAUCAUGCAUGCAUAUAUGUUUUCAUUUAUUAUUUGGCAAAGGUGUGUUUGUUCACACAGAGUGGUUAUGGAAUACUUCUCUAUUUGAAUUUUGUAGAAUGUCUACAAAGUUUGAUUUUAUUAUAGUGUAAUAAUAUAAUAUUGAAUAAAUAAAGAGUUUUUUUUCUUUUA
Messenger RNA from Cannabis sativa, 2932 nucleotides. RefSeq names its product CO(2)-response secreted protease. Gene Ontology annotation, molecular function: serine-type endopeptidase activity. Bases 368 to 2632 code for a protein of 754 amino acids. NCBI's taxonomy places the organism in Eukaryota, Viridiplantae, Streptophyta, Magnoliopsida, Rosales, Cannabaceae. The transcript has 11 exons. Gene Ontology annotation, biological process: proteolysis. The record is from RefSeq and is a predicted model, not a curated record.